Messenger RNA from Halteromyces radiatus, 2673 nucleotides. Its product is annotated as small-subunit processome. Lineage: Eukaryota; Fungi; Mucoromycota; Mucoromycetes; Mucorales; Cunninghamellaceae. The record is from RefSeq and is a predicted model, not a curated record. The transcript is spliced from 5 exons. Bases 1 to 2673 code for a protein of 890 amino acids. Gene Ontology annotation, biological process: rRNA processing. Gene Ontology annotation, cellular component: nucleolus; small-subunit processome.
AUGGUUCGACCUCAACAGAAAAAGGGAAAUUACAAAAACAAUAAAAAAGGAAAUCGAAGAAAACAAGAUAUUACUGAUGUGUUUGAAGCUGACGACGAUGAACGCCAAUUACAACGCAAAGGUCAUGAUCUAGACGAAGUAGACAAUUAUGAAUACCAAGUUGGUGAUAUCCAAGGUGAUGACGAUGAAGAAAUAGACUCUGAUGAAGCCUUUGAUGAAUCUGAUGACGACCGUUUUGAUCAUUUUAAAUUUGCUGGAUCUACAAAGGUAAAGGAAAAAAAAAAAAAAAGGAAAGCCAAAAAAAAUAUAAACUCGGACGAUGAAACUGGUGAAAUCAAUUUGGAUGAAUCCGAUCAACACGAUAGUGACAAUGAAAGUGAUGUGAAUGGCGAUGACUAUAUGGAUAUUGCAGAUAUGCUUAGCGAUAAUGAAGCUCCUGGGGUGGCGCUGGAUAAUGAAACUGCAAAUACCUUACUACCUGCGAAUAAUGAUGAAGAUUCGGAUAUGGAAGAAUUUCUUGGAUUCUCUGACGAUGAUGAAGACACAUCCAAUGAAGACGACAGCUAUCGUGAUCAACAAGAAGUAACUGACUUUAUUACCUCUUUGGAUACCAAGAAACGAAAGCUCGGCAUGGAUAAGGAUGGAAAAAAGAGACAAAAACAAUUGACGGAACGAUCCGAAGUUUACAAAGAAAAUGAAUUCAAUUUACCUGCACAAAAACCAACCUCAGCUGGAAAGAAAACCAAAUUAGACUUGAAAGAUUUGAUGGGAUCAAUGGAUGGUGAAGUGGCUCUCAGUGAACUUCGUGAAACAGUGAAAUCUAUGGCUGCUGAUAGCAAGAAACAAACUGCUUUGGAUGCUCCUUUACCUCAACGAAUACAAGAUCGCAUAGAACGCCAAGCCGCCUACAAAGAAGCCAACAAGGAAAUUACUCGCUGGGAACCUACAGUCAAACAAAAUAGAGAGGCUGAUCAUUUAUCAUUUCCUAUGCAAGAAUCUGUUACUCAACAAAAACUCACCAGCUCUACUUUAGCCAGCAAAUUUGUCGCCAAUACUGAUAUGGAAAAACAAAUUGAACAAGCAUUACAGCAAGCUGGUAUGAAAGAUGAAGAAUUGGAAGAAUUCGAAGCUCUGAAACUCAAUAAGUUGACAGUGGAAGAAGUGGAAGAACGACGAAAACAACUGGCAAUGAUGCGUGAAUUGAUGUUCCGACAUGAAGUCAAGGCCAAGCGAAUGAAGAAGAUCAAGAGUAAAAGUUACCGAAAGUUGAAACGACAAGAAAAGGCCCGAUUAGAAGAUCAAAUGGCAAAAUUACAAGAAUUGGAUCAUGAAAUUUCAUUGGAAGAACAACAAGAAGCAGCUAUGUCUCGUGCUGAAGAACGUAUGUCUCUCAAACACAAGAAUACUGGUAAAUGGGCAAGACGUGCAUUGGCCCGAGGUCAACAGGACGAAGGUACUCGUGAUGCUAUCAUGGAACAACUUCAACGUGGGGAGCAACUUCGACGUAAGAUUCAAGGUCAAGAAUCGGGUGAUGAUGAAUCUGGUGAUGAUUCUGAUCAUGAUGAUGAUGGUGUGGAACGCUCUGAAAAGGAACGCAUUGCUAUGGAACUGGAUGCUUUGGAAAAGGAUUUGGAUCAAGAUACCCCUGGAAAAGGCAUCUUUGCUAUGAAAUUUAUGCAAGAUGCUGCUAAAAGAGAACAACUUGCUGCCAAGGAGGAAUUGGAUGAAUUUCGCAAUGAAUGGUUGGAUGAAAACAGUGACAAUGAUGAGAAAAACGCUCAAGAUCCUACUUACUCUCAUGUUGCCAAUAAUCCAGGUCGAAUGGCUUUUGCAACAAGUGUUCCAUCUUCUAGUCCCCUUGCCGAUUUAGAUUCUACUGAUGCCAAUCCUUGGUUACAAAACGAUACCUCCCGCAUAUCCAAGAAAGCAAGUAAAUCCAACAAAGCUGUAAAAGGAAAGAAGAUUCAACCAAAAGAAGAUGAAGAAGAGGAUGUGGAAUUGGAUCUCACCAAUGUUCUUUCAACCAAACAACCAUCAUCUGGAAAAUCAUCAAAGACAAAAUCGACAGCUACCACACAAGCUACUGUCAGCGAAUCAACAAAGAAUAUCAGCACUUCACAGCAGCCAUCAACAACAUUGGAAAAUAAUGAAGAUAGUGAUGAUGAUGAAGAUGAUGUAGCUGCUCCAACAAUGAUCUCCACAUCAAACAAAUUAUCCUUUAACCAACGUGAAUUGGUAGCUCGAGCAUUUGCAAAUGAUAAUGUAGUGGAAGAAUUCGAACAAGAAAAAGAAGAUGUAAUUGCUGAAGAUGGGGACAAGGUGGAAGAUUUAACAUUACCUGGUUGGGGUUCCUGGGGUGGCAAAGGUAUCAAGACUAAGGCAAAGAACAAAAAGAAGAUUAUCAAGGUGACAAAGGGAAUAGAUGCUGCAGAACGAAAGGAUUCAAAACUGGCAAAUGUUAUUAUCAAUGAAAAGCGUCAUAAAAAGUCUGAAAAAUAUCAAGCUACUACGGUACCUUUCCCUUUCAAGAGUAUGGAACAAUACGAACAUUCAUUACGUGCUCCUGUUGGCAAGGAAUGGAAUACUCGAGACUCUUAUCAAAAGAUGACCAAACCAAGAGUGAUGACCAAACUUGGUACAGUAAUCGAUCCACUUUCGGUUCCCUUCAAAUAG